Chelonus insularis is the source of this 1898-nucleotide messenger RNA. Its product is annotated as aminoacylase-1-like. The record is from RefSeq and is a predicted model, not a curated record. NCBI's taxonomy places the organism in Eukaryota, Metazoa, Arthropoda, Insecta, Hymenoptera, Braconidae. The transcript has 5 exons. Gene Ontology annotation, biological process: amino acid metabolic process. Gene Ontology annotation, molecular function: aminoacylase activity. Bases 458 to 1669 code for a protein of 403 amino acids. Gene Ontology annotation, cellular component: cytoplasm.
GACACAAAAAGUUACGUGUAAUAAAAAUCGGAUGUAGAAACUAAUAUUAAUAAUCGCAAACGUUUAAGGCAAUUGAGUACGAGAAGUUGGAGAUCAUCAUGAUAAUGCUCAGUCAUUCUCCUGUACUCGUAUUCGUUGCAGAUAAAAAUAUUCAUUAAUUAUUUCAAAUAAAUGAAUACAUCCACGUAAUUACAAUCAGUUGCUCAUAAUUGUAUUGAAGCAAUAAAUUUUUGCCCAUAUAUUGCAAAUGCAUUGGUGUUUGUAUUUAUAAUAAGUAGUGCAAUUAACAAUUUCUUGUCAGUACAGUGACAGUAGACCAAAGCGUGAAUACUAUUAAAAAAAAAAAUAUUUAUAUAUAUUUAUUUUUAGUCAUAUUUACGGGUUGAGCAUCACAUAUACAUAUAUAAACUUUCACUACUAUUGAUAUUGAUAGAACAUAUACAUACACACCACCAUCAUGUCCGCAACGCCAACGUUUUCAACUCAGCUGGAUAAAACAGCUGUUGAAAAUUUUCGCGAGUAUUUACGGAUUCCAUCAGUUCAUCCGAAUGUUAAUUAUGAUGAUUGCGUUGCAUUUCUACGACGCCAAGCCCAAAGCUUGGAUUUACCGGUCAAAGUGUAUGAACAUCAUCCAGGCAAGCCAAUUGUUAUUAUCACCUGGAUAGGAACUGAUCCAGCUUUGCCAUCGAUUUUACUCAAUAGUCAUAUGGACGUUGUUCCUGUGUUUGCUGAUAAAUGGACGUACCCACCAUUUAGUGCUGAGAUGGAUGAAAAAGGAAACAUAUAUGCACGUGGUUCACAAGACAUGAAGUGUGUUGGUAUUCAAUAUAUUGAAGCGAUACGACGAUUAAAAUUGAAUGAACAACGAAUGAAAAGAACAAUUCAUAUGUCUUUUGUGCCUGAUGAAGAAACUGGCGGCGUCCUUGGAAUGGAAUCAUUUGUAACUACUGCAGAUUUCAAAGCAUUGAAUGUUGGAUUUGCAUUAGAUGAAGGUGUUGCAUCACCAGGAGAAAACUUUUAUAUAUUCAAUGGUGAAAGAGCUAUCUGGCAUGUUAGAGUUAAUUGUACUGGACCACCAGGACACGGUUCUUUGCUUCUUGCAAAUACUGCUGGAGAAAAAUUACGAGUCAUUAUUGAUAGAUUUAUGGACCUUCGAGCUGAGCAAAAGGAUAAAUUAGAUCGAGGAAAUUAUAUGAUUGGAGAUGUUAUAUCUGUGAAUUUAAAUAAAGUUGAGGGUGGUAUACAAACCAAUGUGAUACCUGAAAAACUCACUGCUGUAUUUGACGUUCGUCUUCCACCUUCUGUAGACCAUGAAGAGUUUGAACAAACUAUUUUGAGUUGGUGUAGAGAAGCUGGGGAAGGAGUAUCAAUUGAAUUUGAACAAAAAAAUCCGAGGAUUGAAGUGACCAAAUUGGAUGAAACCAAUCCGUAUUGGUUAGCUUUCAAAAGAGCCUGUGAUAGUCUCAAUCUUCAUCUACAAAGUGGUAUUUUUCCUGGUGGAACUGAUAGUCGUUACGUUCGUGGGGUUGGUUUACCGGCUAUAUGUUUUUCACCGAUGAACAAUACUCCAAUAUUACUACAUGAUCAUGAUGAAUAUUUGAACAAAGAUAUAUUUUUACGUGGAAUUCAAAUCUAUAUGAGCAUUAUUCCUGAAGUUGCAAAUGUCUAAUCUACAAUGAAAAUCGAAAAUAUAUAUAGAGAAAAAUGAUACACUCCGUGCCAUAUUCAGUGAAGGAUUAAUAUUAAAGAUAAGGUAAAAGUGCAAUUUUAUACAUAAAUUAUAAGUUUAUAUACAAUAUAUAACACACAUAUAUAGAUAUAUAUAUAUUGCAAGUCUUUAAAAGUAACAGAAAUUAGUGUGUUAUUUAUUUAUUAUGUAAUAAAAAGUAUAUACAAUU